ACGUAGUAGAUGCAAGUGAUCGUCCUCGACGUUGACGUUGUCGGCGGGAGGUGACGAGCUCAAGCCAACGAAAUCCAGGGAAUAUGGCAGCUAAAGUGCAGCAUCCAUUCGAGCCACCAAGUUCGGCGAGCUCUGAGAGCGACGACGGCGACGUGUGCCUGGACGAUCGCGAGAUCUUUCUCGCCGACGAGCUGUGCGAAGAUGCCGAACACUACAGGCGCUCCGACGUCGGCACGCCGACGCCGCAGUCCCCGCGACCGCCGUCCACAGGUUCACAAAAAUCGCCACGAUCACGUAGACAACGCACUACCAGCAUGUCACAAUCAAGUAAGAAGACAUCUGCAGAAUCCAUCCUCAGGAGCAAAACACGAACCAUUUAUACAGCUGGUAGACCUCCUUGGUACAAUUCAGCUGGUCAACAAGUAGAACCUUUUGUAAUUGGUAUUUGUGGAGGCAGCGCUUCUGGGAAAACAACAGUUGCAACUAAAAUUAUAGAAUCUCUAGACGUGCCAUGGGUGACUCUCCUUAGUAUGGACUCCUUUUAUAAAGUGUUAAACGAGAAGCAACACGAGAUGGCCGCGCACAAUGAGUACAAUUUUGAUCAUCCUGAUGCGUUUGAUUUCGAGCUUCUGAAGACCACGGUGCAGCGAUUGAAGGAAGGACGCAUGAUAGAAGUUCCUAUUUAUAAUUUUGUAACUCAUCGCAGGGAAAGUAGAACAAAAACCAUGUAUGGGGCUAAUGUCAUUAUCUUCGAAGGAAUACUCACUUUCUACAAUGUCGACGUAUUGAAAAUGUGCGACAUGAAAGUUUUUGUCGAUACCGAUGCGGACGUUAGACUGGCCAGACGUUUACGGAGGGAUAUUUCGCAAAGAGGCAGAGAUCUGGAGGGUGUAUUGAAACAGUAUAGUAAACAUGUGCAGCCGGCUUUUUAUUAUUAUAUAGCGCCUCUUAUGGUUCAUGCGGAUAUCAUUGUGCCACGUGGUGGAGAUAAUGAAGUGGCGAUAGAACUUAUUGUACAACAUGUUCACACUCAACUUCAAUUGAGAGGUUUUAAAUUGAGGGAGAAACUAGCGCACUCGUACAUUGGUCAACCGUUGCCUUCAUCAUUGUAUUUACUUCCGGAUACGCCGCAGAUAAAGGGUCUUCAUACAUUUAUACGCAACAAGGAGACAUAUAGAGAUGAAUUUAUUUUUUAUUCCAAGCGAUUGAUCCGCCUGGUCAUCGAAUAUGCAUUGUCUCUGUUGCCUUUUGAGGUGAAUAUAGAAGUUGGAUAUCUCACAGCGUAUCGUUUUUAUGUGAAGGACGUAACUGUCGAGACGCCACAAGGAGUGUUGUAUGGCGGCAAGCGGAGUGCAACAGACAAGAUAUGUGGCGUGUCGAUAUUGCGUGCCGGCGAAACCAUGGAACAGGCUGUUCGAGACGUGUGUAAGGACAUACGCAUAGGAAAGAUUCUUAUUCAAACUAAUCAACAGACUGGCGAACCCGAAUUGUAUUAUCUUCGAUUACCAAAGGAUAUCAAAGACUAUAGAGUAAUAUUGAUGGAUGCUACUGUUGCAACUGGUGCUGCCGCUAUCAUGGCGAUCAGAGUGCUAUUAGAUCAUGAUGUUGCUGAGGAAAACGUGUUGUUGGCAUCGUUGCUGAUGGCGGAAUCUGGCGUGCAUUCUAUCGCGUAUGCUUUUCCGCGAGUAAAGAUCGUUACUUCCGCGUUGGAUCCCGAGAUAAACGAAAAGUUCUAUGUAUUGCCUGGCAUUGGAAAUUUUGGCGAUAGAUACUUUGGCACCGAACCAUCUGAUGAUUAAGGCAGCUUAUAGAUCUCUAUUUAAAGUACUUACAUAUAUUCAGUAUGUUGUGUAAAUUGUGAUACAAAUAUCAAAAUAAUCUAUUAUAUCUUUAAUAAAAAGUGCGUUACA
This is a messenger RNA of Formica exsecta, 1910 nucleotides long. RefSeq names its product uridine-cytidine kinase-like 1. The coding region runs from base 84 to 1799 and encodes 571 amino acids. The record is from RefSeq and is a predicted model, not a curated record. The transcript has 10 exons. Gene Ontology annotation, cellular component: cytoplasm. Gene Ontology annotation, molecular function: kinase activity; ATP binding. Lineage: Eukaryota; Metazoa; Arthropoda; Insecta; Hymenoptera; Formicidae.